Tripterygium wilfordii is the source of this 1660-nucleotide messenger RNA. Its product is annotated as transcription initiation factor TFIID subunit 15b. The record is from RefSeq and is a predicted model, not a curated record. The coding region runs from base 16 to 1392 and encodes 458 amino acids. The transcript is spliced from 6 exons. Gene Ontology annotation, molecular function: RNA binding. NCBI's taxonomy places the organism in Eukaryota, Viridiplantae, Streptophyta, Magnoliopsida, Celastrales, Celastraceae.
AAUAAUAUAAAUCCGAUGCCAAACAGGAUAACAGUGUGCCCUAAGAUCACUUGCUCUGUUACGAAGAUCAUGUCUGGGAUGUAUGCUCCUCCGUCUUACGGAGGCGGUGGAGGAGGAGGUUAUGGAGGCGACGGUGGUCGUAGUAGUGGAGGUCAUGGAGGCCGAAGUGGUAGUGGUUAUGGAGGUGGCGGUAGGAGAGGCGGAAGCGGCCGCGGCUACGAAGGGAGUUCACAAUACCGAGGAGGAGGUGGUGGAGGAGGAGGAUAUAACGGAGGGGAUCGUGGCGGCCGUGGUCGUGGCAGUGGCGGCGGUAGAGGAGGAAGCGGCAGGGACGGUGACUGGAUUUGCCCUAAUCCAAGCUGUGGUAAUGUGAACUUUGCCAAAAGAGUUGAGUGUAACAAAUGUGGUGCUCCCACCCCUGCGGGUGGCAAUGAUCGUAGUGGUAACAGUGGCAGCGGUGGGUAUAGUAGAGGAGGAAGUGGAGGUGGAUAUGGAAUUAAUCAAGGGGUUAUAGGUGGAAAUUAUGAUGGGGCUAGAAGCAGCAAUUACAAUGGAGGAAGAGGUGGUGACUUUGAUGGGAGGAGUGGUGGUGGCAGCCGAGGGGGAUCCUAUGGUGGUAAUCAAGGAAUGGGGGACCGUGUCUAUGAUCAGGCUCCUUCACUUGCUCCUCCUCAUAGUGGUGCUGGUGGAAACUCCUAUGGGGGUGACACAAAUUAUGAAAUAGACACAGUUCCUCCACCAUCUAGCUAUAUUGGUGGUCCAACAUCAUUCCCUCCGUCCUAUGGUGGCCCUGUUGGUGGUUAUGGUGGUGAUGCCAGGGGGAACCCUAGAAGUGGCAAUAGGGGUGCUCCUCCUGGUGGAUAUGCUGCUGGUGGUCAUUGGCAUCAGGGUGAUGGUCAUGGUUCUCCUGCUGAUGCUUCUGUUGAAAUUAAGCAGUGUGAUUGGAAUUGUGGUGAUUCUUGUGACAACUCCAGAAUAUAUAUAUCAAAUCUGCCUCCGGAUGUGACCAUAGAAGAACUUAGAGCACUCUUUUCCGGCAUUGGACAAGUUGGAAGAAUUAAGCAGAAGCGAGGUUAUAAAGAUCAGUGGCCCUGGAACAUUAAAAUAUACACUGAUGAGAAGGGAAACAAUAAGGGAGAUGCAUGUCUGUCUUAUGAAGAUCCAUCUGCUGCUCAUUCCGCUGGCGGGUUUUUCAAUGAUUAUGAUAUGAGGGGUUAUAAAAUCAGUGUUACAAUGGCAGAAAAAACAGCUCUCAGGGCUCCACCGUCAUACAACAAUGGAGGUGGUGGUAGAGGUGGCUAUGGGGGUGGAGACCGCAGAAAUAAUAACAGAGAAGGUGGUUCAGGGCCUGAUAGACACCAAUACGGGGGAAAUCGUUCUCGCCCAUACUGAUAGCGUCUAAACAUUUUAAUGUACUAAGAAUUUGUGAUCUAAGGGAUUUUGUUGUAUUCCAUUGGCAAGGUUGUUCUGAACUGGAGAUUAAGAGGUAGGUUGUUCACUUAUUAAUACCCCUUGUUAUCCUCCUGCCUCUGCCGGUUCUUGGAGGCGUUGAACUACUAGGCAUGAGAUUGACUUUAUUAUGUGAAUGCCUUUAUAGAGACAAGUGGAUUAACUCCUAUAUUGCUUGCUGCUUAAGGUGAGUUCUAAUCUUUCACAACAA